Danio aesculapii is the source of this 877-nucleotide messenger RNA. It is a transcript of the gene sbds, whose product is annotated as SBDS ribosome maturation factor. The transcript is spliced from 5 exons. The record is from RefSeq and is a predicted model, not a curated record. Lineage: Eukaryota; Metazoa; Chordata; Actinopteri; Cypriniformes; Danionidae. Gene Ontology annotation, biological process: ribosome biogenesis; cytosolic ribosome assembly. Bases 65 to 817 code for a protein of 250 amino acids.
UUUAAACGAGGAAGAAGCAGGAAGACAGCAGUGUGGAACAGCACGUUCAUAAAGAGAGUUAAACAUGUCAAUAUUCACACCAACUAACCAGAUCAGGUUAACAAAUGUUGCCGUCGUGAGGAUGAAGAAAGGGGGGAAAAGAUUUGAAAUAGCCUGCUAUAAGAACAAAGUGAUGAGUUGGAGAUCUGGAGCGGAGAAAGAUCUUGAUGAAGUCCUGCAAACCAACACAGUGUUUGUGAACGUGUCCAAGGGUCAAGUGGCGAAGAAAGAAGACCUAUCCAAUUCUUUUGGAACAGAUGACCUGACUGAAAUAUGCAAACAGAUUUUGUCUAAAGGAGAACUACAGGUAUCAGACAAGGAACGACAGAGUCAACUGGAGCAGAUGUUUCGUGAUAUUGCAACCAUUGUGGCUGAAAAAUGUGUGAAUCCUGAGACCAAGCGGCCCUAUACAGUGAGCCUUAUUGAGAGAGCCAUGAAGGACAUCCACUUCUCUGUUAAAGCAAACAAAAGCACUAAACAGCAGGCUCUUGAGGUCAUCAAACAGCUGAAGGAAUCCAUUCAGAUUCAGAGAGCUCACAUGCGUCUGCGCUUCGUCCUGCCAGCCAAGGAUGGGAAGAGACUGAAGGAAAAGCUCAAACCAUUAAUAAAGGCAGUGGAAAAUGAGGACUUUGAUGACCAGCUGGAGAUGGUGUGUUUGAUAGACCCAGGCUGUUUUCGGGAUAUUGAUGAACUCAUCCGCUGUGAGACCAAAGGAAAGGGAACUCUUGAGGUGCUCAGUCUCAAAGAUGUGGAGGAAGGGGACGAGAAACUCGAAUAAACACUUCAUUUAUUUUCACCUGAUUUGUUGAACACAUUAAACUACUGCUGAUUUAUUUUA